Amphimedon queenslandica is the source of this 790-nucleotide messenger RNA. RefSeq lists its product as uncharacterized. The coding region runs from base 17 to 790 and encodes 257 amino acids. Lineage: Eukaryota; Metazoa; Porifera; Demospongiae; Haplosclerida; Niphatidae. The transcript has 4 exons. The record is from RefSeq and is a predicted model, not a curated record.
GUGUGGCCUAUUCAUAAUGGCAGAUACAGAUACUCCAGAAUACACUAUACUUAAAGAUCACCUCGCUGAUAUUAUUGAUUUAUUAUCUGGGAAUGCUCCAGUCAUUGCACAAUUUUCAAAUCACCUCUUUUCAUCUAGUCUCAUUCCUAAAGAGGUACAUCUCAAUCCUAAGAGCAGUCCUUUAGAUAGAGCCACCCAGCUUAUUAAUUCAGUUUUUUCUACAAUUGGAACUCAUUCUAAUCCUAGCGAUGUCUUUCGUGGGCUUGUUACUUCAUUGGAAAAGGUUGGGCUCACUGACAUGGCUAAGAAACUUCAACAGAGUCUUGGAGUGAAAACCCAUAGCAUUCAGCCACUUAUAGCAGCUGUUUCCCAAUCACCAACUGUGAUUCAACUCAGCUCUAAAGACGAAGUAGCACAAAACAUUGACAGUCUCUACGACCAAUUUUCUGACCUUGUUACAGAUCUUAGGGAUCGAUUUGAAAAAUUAAUAUCUGAGGGUAAAAUAAAACUAAUACAAGUUACUCGACAAGCUGCAGAAUAUUUACGAAGGCCAGUGAAAAGCUUACAAGCAGAUGACAUUGAUGAAUUAUUUGACUCUCUUCAGCCUCAUUAUGAUUUUCUCAACUGUAGCUUACUUAGAAAGCUCAUGAAUAAGUUUCUUGUAGGUGAUGAAUUGCAGUUGUCAUUAUCGCAAUAUAUUGGUAGCAUGGAUAAUCUUUUAGAAUCAUCCCAAUUGAAGCACAUUCGAUCAACCAUCAAAGACGAGACACCUACAGUGCAUGCUACAUAG